Molecule: messenger RNA, 2120 nt
Organism: Myxocyprinus asiaticus (Chinese sucker)
Lineage: Eukaryota; Metazoa; Chordata; Actinopteri; Cypriniformes; Catostomidae
Product: ribosomal biogenesis protein LAS1L-like
Exons: 13
Coding region: 152-1891 (579 amino acids)
Biological process (GO): maturation of LSU-rRNA; maturation of 5.8S rRNA
Cellular component (GO): Las1 complex; preribosome, large subunit precursor
Molecular function (GO): endonuclease activity
Source: RefSeq, a predicted model, not a curated record
ACCUGCCGCACCGCUGGCGGGGCGUGGUUUGGGAUGUGUAUAUGCACAACGUGAAAGUUAUAUGAAUCACUAGAAUUUUUCGAUCUGAAUUUGAUUUAUUUACCCUGUUGGGGCCUGAUUAUUUUGUAAACAGCCAGGCUAAAAAACUAAGAUGAAGAAGAAAACGACGGGGAAGACGCGUCACGUCGUGGCCUGGAUGAACAAAGCGGAGUACGAGCAUGUGCUGGAGCAUCUGUACUCCAGAGACCCCGCGCUGCAAAAACACGCUUUGCACAGGAUCUCUGCGUGGAAGGGCAGGUUCGGAAACAACACUCCAGUAGCCGUGGAGAGCACAGCAGACCUGGUUCGGUGUCAGGUGCUGGACAGCACGGGCCAGCUGGAGGCCAAUGACCUGGUGCUGCUCUAUGGCAUGGCACUGGUUCGGUUUGUUAAUCUCAUCACAGAACGGCAGCAGAAAAAAAUCGCUAAACCUUUACGGCAUUUAGCCAGAAAUUUAAAUAUCCCAGAGUGGGUGGUUAACCUCAGGCAUGAUCUGACGCAUCACAGACUCCCGACUCUAAAGUGGUGCAGAAAAGGUUGUGAAUUUGUCCUGAACUGGUUGCAGCAGGAGUAUUGGUCUCGCCAGCUGGGCGGUCAGCUGACUAAUGACUGGGACUCUUCAUCAGAAGAAGAGGGUGAAGAAGAGGGUGCUAAAAGACAAGAGGGAGAUCUGCUCCGCAGACAGAGAGAGAUAGAGGGACACAAGAAAGUCAGAGAACUCCUCAUCUCUUAUGAACAAGAACAGUUUCAGACGUAUGAAGAGCUGGCAAAGCAGGGAGGGCAGCUUGGAGUGUGGCCGGAUGCCAGCGCUGAUCUGAGCUGGAUCCUGACACAGAUCAAACACUUUGCCACAGAGGCCAGAGACAUCUUUGUUGAUGUAUUAGUGCAGGAUGGAUUUCUUAUUCCCACUGCAGAACAACUGCAGUCUCUGGGUAUUGACCCCUCAGUAGAGAACUCUGUGGAUGUUUUCUCCCCAUGUCUUCCUCGAGUGUUCUUGCAGUUCUGGUUGCCCUUGUUGAAGGUCCUGAAUUCGUCCAUCUUUAUUAUUCUGAUCCUGGACAAACUCUUUGCUGAACUCUCAAACGAGCUGUCCAAUUACAAAACUUACUACAUCGCCUCCUGGAUCUCAGAAAUUUUCAUCUGCAACAGUAAAAGUGAAUUGAAAGCUUACAGACGGCAGAAGAUAACGAAAGAAAGGAUCUUUGUAAACAGAUUACAGUUUCCAUGGCAGAAUCUCAUCUCUUCAUGUGUGAAUGCACCAUGUCCAGCCACACCAUUCCUGCUACGACAGAUUUUGAUUGACAUGGAUAAGCCCCUCCCUCUCGAUAAACAGCAAAACCUGCUUCAGCUCUGCAGCAUCUACACGCAGAGUUACCAUGGAAACUCUUCCCCCGAAACCUUAGACUCUGCUCAGCCUGUCUACACCUUACAGAGACUUCAGGAGAGGCUUGUGGGCGACACGUCACAGAACAGGGACACCCACACUUCUAACCACACCCCUGCAUCUUUGCAGGCUCAGCCCACAGAGGAGCUCCAGGAAAAGCUAAGCACAGAAACUCUACAGGAGAGAAACUCUGCAUUACAUGGAUCAGCAUGGAGCAUGUGCACAGAUAAGGUCCCCUGGAAACGGUAUCCACUAGGGAAGGUUCCAGGACAAUCUGAAGACCCCUCCUGUUUAAUUGUAGAGUCACAUUCGACAUUUACGGUUUUCGACCAGCAGGUGGAGCUCGAUCAACUCCCUCAUGGCAACUGGAGUGUUCCACUUCAGAGUAGAGGUGCCGCUGGAUCAGAGGGGCCUCUUUGGACUCACAGUGAUCUCAGCAAACUCAAUGCUGGACUCAAACUCUUUUAAUACAAAAAACAAAAUAACACACUUGCUUCACAUGCUCAGCAGCCUGAAGUUACUCUGAACUGCCAUCCCGGAACUAUGAACGCUGCACACACACACACACACACACACACACACACACACACAGGGGCAAAGCUGGACUAAUGCUCUUCUAGAUAAACACACAUCCAACUCCUCUCUGGUCCUUCUCUCUUUGAUAUUAUGAUGCUAUUGUGUAUUUCAAAGUUUGAAA